CCCGGCUCCCGCUAGCGCGCACGCGCGGGGGGCGGAGCGGCCGAGCGAGGUCACGGGAUGCGCCGCGAUUGGUCCGCGGCCGUGACGCGCGCGGCGGCGGGGCGGAAGUGGCGGCUCCGACCAUGGACAGCAGUGAUGACAUUGAAGAUGUGUCUCUCUUUGAUGCAGAUGAUGAUGUAUCCAGGAGAUCCAAAAAGUCAAAAAUAAGGCACCCAGUGGCAUCAUUUUUCCACUUAUUCUUCCGAGUCAGUGCCAUCGUUGUUUACCUGCUCUGUGAGCUCCUAACCAGCAGCUUCAUUGCCUGCAUGGUGACCAUCAUCCUCCUCCUGUCCUGUGACUUCUGGGCUGUAAAGAACGUCACAGGGCGGCUCAUGGUUGGCCUUCGCUGGUGGAACCAGGUGGAUGAUGAUGGCAGGAGUCACUGGGUGUUUGAGGCCAGGAAGGUGUCAGCACAAGGGGGUAAGACCUCAUCUGAAGCAGAGUCCCGAAUCUUCUGGCUAGGCCUGAUCACCUGCCCCAUGAUCUGGGUGAUCUUUGCCUUCAGUGCUCUCUUCUCUUUCAAAGUGAAGUGGUUGGCAGUGGUGGUGAUGGGGGUGGUGCUGCAGGGAGCCAACCUCUAUGGCUACAUCAGGUGUAAAGUUGGCAGCAGGAAGAACCUGACCAGCAUGGCGACCAGCUACCUGGGGAAGCAGUUCCUGCGGCAGACCAUGGCUACAGAGGACCAAGCAGCAUCCUGAGUGUGGUGGGAGCCUCCAGCCAGGCUGCAUUCCCAGCAGUGACCAACAGAGAAGUUGCUCUGACCAAUUUGGGAGCUGCACACAAGGUGUGAAUCAAAAGAAGUAAAUAAAUUGUGCAAGACUUGAGGUUAACACUCCUGGCAACUUAUAUUCCAUUUUCCACUAGCAGUUUGUGUUUAAGUCUUCUCUUUAGUUUGAUUAACAAGAAUUAAUUUGCUUCAACUUUCAAUUAAGAUAACCUGAGUGGGUUUCAUAGGGGUUUAGAACUACUGGAUGAGUUAAAAAAAUUUGGCUGGAGAUUCUUCAGAAAAGCCAUGUAUGAGCUGAGCCUUGGGCGCUCUCCUGCUCCUUCAGCACUUGGUGCCUGGGUACUUUCAGCUGUGGGCUUUCAGGUUUGCCUCUGGGAGGUUGUUGCUGCAUCUGCUACAGUUUAAGGCGUGAUUUUUGGCCCUGCAUCCCUGACUGUGUGACUGGAAUGGUUCUGAGGGCUGCAGUGAGGGGCACCUGAAGGAAAUGGAGCUGCUGGAAGGUCCCUGAGGUCCCAUGGCAGCUGCAGAAGGUGACCUGUGAGCAGGCCCUGGUUUCUGAAGCCUUCAUGAACCUGGAGAACAUCCUAAAGCCCUGGAUCUGGGGGAUCCCUGCAGGCCUGGGCCUGUCUGGAGAGAGGAAGAGCUGAAGCAGUUUCCAGGGAAGCUGCAGCCCCCUUCCAGGCAGGGCUGUGAGAGCAGCCCUUGCGUGCCUGGCCUGUCACACUGAGGCUGUGGGGUGUCCUGGAGGGGACCCUGGGGCCAUGGGGCCAUUCCUCAGGCCAGCAGGGUGUGGGGAUGGGAGCUCCUGGCACAGGAGUGGCACUGUCAGGGUGUCACCCUCCUGCAGAGCAGCUCUGUGCUGUCCCUGAGCUGGGGAGAGCCCUGGGUGGGUGGCAGUGCUGUGCCUGAGCUCAUCCCUGCAGAGGGACCAGCUCCUUCCCUGGGGUCUGUCCCUGGAGCCUGUGCUUCCACAGCAGCAGGUGCUGAACAUCCUGGGUCGGGAAUUGUGAAUGAAGGAUUUUGAUGGUGUCUUUCUGACUCCUGUGUGCUGUGAAUUGUGGGGCUGCAUUGUCCUGGUUCCUCUCCCUGUGCUCUGCAGUACUGGCAGCUGUACAUUUGUUUAACUCUGAUUGAUACCUUCCUUUUGUAAAUACGUAUUUAUAAAAUCUUGAAAUUAAAAUGCUGCUUUGUUUAACCAGC
Haemorhous mexicanus (house finch) is the source of this 1966-nucleotide messenger RNA. It is a transcript of the gene TVP23C, whose product is annotated as trans-golgi network vesicle protein 23 homolog C. The record is from RefSeq and is a predicted model, not a curated record. Lineage: Eukaryota; Metazoa; Chordata; Aves; Passeriformes; Fringillidae. The coding region runs from base 123 to 737 and encodes 204 amino acids. Gene Ontology annotation, cellular component: Golgi membrane. The transcript has 7 exons. Gene Ontology annotation, biological process: protein secretion; vesicle-mediated transport.